Molecule: messenger RNA, 496 nt
Organism: Homarus americanus (American lobster)
Lineage: Eukaryota; Metazoa; Arthropoda; Malacostraca; Decapoda; Nephropidae
Product: cuticle protein 19.8-like
Exons: 3
Coding region: 28-384 (118 amino acids)
Cellular component (GO): extracellular matrix
Source: RefSeq, a predicted model, not a curated record
CCAGCAGACAUCACAGCUCCACCGAACAUGGCGCAGAAGCAAAUCAUCGUGUUGGCCGCCCUUGUGGCUGUCACCCUGGCCAACCCAGCUUAUGUUAACCCCGGCCCAGUGGAUCCUCCCAGGUACGACUUCAACUACGCCGUGAAGGACUUCAACGGCAACGACUUCGGUCACCAAGAAUCUCGUGAUGGCUACAACACUCAGGGCAACUAUUACGUUCAGCUUCCCGACGGUCGUCUCGAGAGAGUAAAUUAUUACGUCAACGGCGACUCUGGCUUCGUAGCUCAAGUUGAGUAUGAAGGCGAGGCCCAGUACCCCGCCUACCAGCCCUCACCCUCAUAUGGGCCCUCACCAUCUUACCAACCUGAGCCCAGCUAUGGCUAGUGUGACGAACAUUAUAACCAGUUUUACUUUACUAAAUAUUUAUAAGGUUUUAAUGAAGGCAUUUUAUACAUUUUUGUGGUGACCAUAUUUUGAAAUAAAGUUAAUGGUGCAA